Messenger RNA from Sphenostylis stenocarpa, 231 nucleotides. The record is from the annotation of a GenBank genome assembly. NCBI's taxonomy places the organism in Eukaryota, Viridiplantae, Streptophyta, Magnoliopsida, Fabales, Fabaceae.
AUGGAUUAUGCUCUUCGUCCUCUUCAUGUAGAUCCUCCUCCUCUGCAACUUCUGCAGCUUCCCCACUUCAAUUCCCACUCUUCUCAAGCCCUAGACCAAGACCGACAAGCCGCAGGGCGUGGCGGUGAGGAACUCGAGCGACGAGGAACCCAAGAAUUGGGUUUUAAGAAACUGGUACAAAUUGUGGCAAGGGCCCGACCGUACAAGUCCAUGGAAACUAGUUGCCUAUGA